AUGGCAGCGAAAUCCGAUGGUCGCGGGGUCGUCACCGGUUUCGCCCAGCUGCACAACCUGGACGAGGUGGUGGGGACGGGAGAGGACGACAAUCGGAACAGCAGCUCAUUCCACAUCUGCCACUGCUGCAACACCUCGUCGUGCUACUGGGGCUGCCGGAGCGCCUGCCUGCAUUACCUCCGGAGGAAGGGGAAGGGGAAGGAGAGAGAUGCGGCGCGGCCACCGCAGGAGGAGCGCCUCUGGCUGGACUGCCUGUGGAUCAUCCUGGCACUGCUGGUCUUUUUCUGGGACGUGGGGACCGAUUUGUGGCUUGCCAUCGACUAUUACCACAAGCAGGACUUCCUGUGGUCAGGCCUGACCCUGUUCUUCGUGCUGGUGCCCUCGGUUCUGGUCCAGAUCCUGAGCUUCAGGUGGUUUGUGCAGGAUUACACUGGGGGCGGACUGGGCUCCGUGGAGGGGCUGAGUAGCCAUAGAGCUACAGCCAGUCUGCAAAGAGACAGGUGCUGCCGCCUCUCUGUCUGGGUCUGGCAGACCAUCAUUCACAUCUUUCAGUUGGGACAAGUGUGGAGGUACAUCCGUACCAUGUACCUCGGUAUACAAAGCCACCGGCAGAAGGAGAACCAGCGACGCUUUUACUGGGCUAUGAUGUACGAGUAUGCCGAUGUCAACAUGCUGCGACUGCUAGAGACCUUCUUAGAAAGCGCCCCUCAGCUGGUGCUGCAGCUCUGCAUCAUGAUCCAGAGCAACAAGGCUGAGUGGUUGCAGUGUGUUUCUGCCAUGUCCUCCCUCCUGUCCCUGGCCUGGGUGCUAGCCUCUUACCACAAACUCCUACGUGACUCACGUGACGACAAGAAGAGCAUGAGUUACCGAGGUGCCCUGGUGCACCUGUUCUGGCGCCUUUUUACCAUCUCCUCACGGGUGCUCUCCCUCGCUCUAUUUGCCUCUGUUUUCCACAUCUACUUUGGCAUUUUUGUGGUGCUCCAUUGGUGCGCCAUGGCUUUCUGGGUCAUCCAUGGCGGCACCGACUUCUGCAUGUCCAAGUGGGAGGAGGUACUGUUCAACAUGGUGGUGGGCGUGGUCUAUGUCUUCUGUUGGUUCAAUGUGCGUGAGGGCCGGACGCGGUACAGAAUGGUGGCCUAUUACACACUAGUACUGUUCGAGAACGCCAUCCUCAGCCUCCUUUGGUAUGCGUAUCGUGACCCAGCCACCACUGACGCCUAUGCCUCUUUUGCCCUCUGUGGCGUCUUCCUGUGCUUUGCCUCAGGUGUGGCCUGUAUGGUUCUCUAUUACGGGGUUCUACACCCCAUGGGCCCCCGGCUGAGGGUGCUGGCCAGCUCUUGCUGUGCUGAGCUGCUGUGGGGCCUUCCAUUACCCCCUGAGGCCGAGCCCAUGGCUCCCACACCAGGCCCCCGUGGCUCUCAGGCCACCCCCACACGGGGUCUGGCAGGGGAGCACAUGGAGUCAGAUGAAACAGCCACGGACACCUGCCUUCCGGUUUUCCAGGUGAGGUCCACAGAACCUGUGGAUGCAGCUGGCAGGCCCAUCCAACCAGAGGGUCCUCUCAUCAAGAUAGACAUGCCCAGAAAACGCUACCCAGCCUGGGAUGCACACUUUGUGGAUCGGCGCCUGCGCAGGACCAUAAAUGUGCUGCAGUACAUUAGCCCUAAUGCGGUGGGCAUCAGGUAUAGGGACGGUCCGCUUCUUUAUGAACUCCUGCAGUACGAAUCCUCCCUCUGAAGGCAUCUUCUCCCUCAGCUCUGUCACCUCCUCUUACACACCACGAUGCACAUGCGUUUCCUUUCUCUCACCCCGCUCUUCCUCCUCUCCAGAUAUUAUCUCUUUCCAUGUGACACUCGACUCUCUCCCUCUCUCCACUCCGAUCAUUCAACUUUCCUGCAGGAGAUGUGUGUUAGCCAACCGAAAAUCUGUCAAGACAGUCUAAACACACAGUCAUGAUUUAUUUUUGGAAAAAGAGAGAAAAAUUAUGAACCUACAGUAUCUGAUGUGAUAUAUACAUAAAUCUCAUAUAAAUCCCUCUACGAUGGAGGAGGGUUCUGUAUGAGUGUGUAGAUAACAUAUGAAUGUUUCAUUAUGAAAUGUGUUUAAUGCAUUAUACUGUAUUGGUGAUUCAACCUGUGAAUACUUGUGAAGGGCAUAUUGUAUGUCCCUGUGACAUGGGACUGGCGCAAAGCCUGAUGGGAAUGAUGGAGGAGAGUCUCAGAGGGGGCAGGUCUUUGCACAUCCCAACAUUUACUGCCAUUCUUUAUGUAAAUUAUUGAAAUGUAUGAUGAUGUUUACCGAGUCGUUAGAUUAAAAAAGCACUGAAAUCUUUAUCAUGAUACUGUAAAUUACAGAAAGGGCACAAUCACAGACGUGUCGAACAGAAGCACUUCAAAAUGGAUUUUCCCUCUGUGAGCGUAUGUGGCUCAAGUGUAUCCUGGCUGUACUAUUUUUGUUCAAAAUCCUAAAUCGUAAUCGCAUCAUGUAUGGAAGAAAAAAAGAAGCACACUGACCUUCAAUCAGUUCCACCCACAUAUUCAGUUUUUACAGUGCAGACUGCCCUCUGAUGGAGGCAAGCUGUAACAGCAUGCCUUACUUGGUCGUUCUUGCCCACAGUUGAGACAGCACACUAUAUUGAGACAACCACCAAACACAAUGAAAGGAAUGUAGAAUGUAGUAGAAAUGAGCACAAUGUUUUCUAAAUUGGUGGGUUGAAAAUCAUAAUAAAAAACAUUCCAAAGACUUUUUUUUAAAGAUUGUAAGUGUCUAAGGGUAGAAGGGUACAAAUGUGUGUUAACGCACAUUCUUGUUUGAAGUGCAAAGACAGCCUUCAAAGAAUCCUCCACCAUUCCCUUCUGAAUCCUAGAAAGUACUUAUACAACCUCCCUUUUUUGUUUUCUUAUCGACAAAUAUUUUAGGUUGAUUAAUAUAUGCUUAUCGGGUGCAAAGACUUGUAAUAAGUUCUUAAAAAAAAAAGUCAAAUCUGAGAAGAUAUUUCUAUGCUAUUAUACUUCAGUGCGUAUUUGUGUCCACAUUUAUAGUCAUUGACAUAACUAUAUUUUGCCAGAACACACAGUUUUUUACAUGACGACAAAAUGUUGUGCGGUGCAGUGUGAAAAAGGUAUACUCCUCAACAUCAGUGUGCCCUCAAAGAGGUUAUACUCUUAUACGGGUGCACAGGGCAACUGUUCUGGCACCCGCUAGCGCAGUUGAAACAAAGCCAAAUCGCAUCUUUAAGUACUGUCUGUACAAUUUAUCUGCCCCCCUUGAACCAGUAGAAUGAGUCGUUGCAAAACGUGUGCCAUCUCUAGGCCUGCUGUGCAGCAGUUACACACUAAUGUACACUUCCCAGCUGAACCUGCGGGAGCUCUCCGCUACGGAUACCCACGGGACGACCACUGUAUUCACUCAUGAUAAAAAUAAUAGUGAUUAAUGAAAAAGAAAAAGAAGAGAAAAAAACAUGCCUUCUAAGUCAAAGGAGUUUGACUUAAAUUUCCAGAGAGGGCUACUGAACAAUUCAUGAGAAAACUGAAUGCAUUUCAUACUCCAACUUUAUCUAUUUACUCAAUGAUUCAUCCGAAUAUAUAAUGUGUGUUUUUUACAUUGCAGUGUUUGGCAUGACUUUAGUAUGAGGCAUUAGUACAAAUGCACCCAGCAAGGGAUGCCCAAGAGCCCUCACAAAACAGAGAUUCCUUUCUCCUGGCUCACUGGCGUCCUGCUUAGCUGUGGCCACGUGUGCCUGCUAACACCGUACUGUAAAAAGCGGAUGCCAAGUAAGUCCAGGCCAAAGGUGAGAGGGGGGUUUUGCCAGGGUUGGAAAAGAACACGAGGACAGAUUGUGACAAAGGGCCUGACCGGAGUACCGUGUGUAAUUCAUUGUGUGCUUGAGUGAGAAAGAUGAGUGUGUACCUCUCAGCACAUACUGUGCAACCUGCAGUAUGUAUUAGGGGAUCUGAGUGUGCUUGCAUGGUGGCGUGUGCGCAUGCUCGUCCUGCGUGUCCCCUCAGCCCCUUUCCCACAGCUCUGUCCUCUCGCCGAUUGUUCGGCUCCAUCCUCGGUUGCUGCUCCGCCCUCUUCCCCGUCUCUUUGGUGCUGGGCCUUGGCGCACUCCCCGUGGAAACACUCUCACACUCUCUGGUAACUGAACAACGGGGUUGAGGCUGAACAACUGGAGAUCCUGACAUGAGAACAUGCAAUGAGGUACACUGCCAUGACCAAGAGCUUCAACAUCCGGGGUCUGCCACCCUUCGGCUUACAAAAGCGAUGUUCAGCCCUAAGUAAUUGAGAACUGUUGGGUCAGCUAAGGUGGAGCAAACAUCUGACACACCAUAUGUAUAGAUAUACAUGAGUAUGCAAACAACCAACUUGUUCAUUGUUUACCAUAGUAGCCAGAGUAGUUCCUCUCUGUUGUAGUGAAUGAACAGCCAUGUUAAUAGUUAGUCGAUUAAUAAAUAAUGAAUAAGUAUUGUAAACUUUGAAAAAAAAAACCUAAGCAAAACAGCCAAUACAGGGGUUCCUCAGGACCAACAACCAAGACCACUGAACCAGCUGACUCAGGGGUGUCUCAAUGCAGUUCUCAUCCCCAGGCAUGUCCUCAAGGGUCUCCAUUUUUUCCUUAACAUAAUGCAUCCUGGACCACUCCUCGGCUGGGA
Messenger RNA from Epinephelus fuscoguttatus (brown-marbled grouper), 4652 nucleotides. RefSeq names its product XK, Kell blood group complex subunit-related family, member 6b (gene xkr6b). The record is from RefSeq and is a predicted model, not a curated record. Gene Ontology annotation, cellular component: plasma membrane. The transcript is spliced from 3 exons. Bases 1 to 1737 code for a protein of 578 amino acids. Lineage: Eukaryota; Metazoa; Chordata; Actinopteri; Perciformes; Serranidae. Gene Ontology annotation, biological process: apoptotic process involved in development; phosphatidylserine exposure on apoptotic cell surface; engulfment of apoptotic cell.